AUGGGAAUUUUUAAUAAUGUUAAACAAAGAAACCAAUCAGAAAGCAUCAGUAAGAUCAAAUUUGAUCUUGACCUGACUGACUAUGCAAGUAUAAGUCAAUUUAAAAAACUUAAACAGGAAAUGGAAUCGUAUCUUAAUAGAAACUCAAUAGAAAACAAUAAAAUGAAUAAACCGUUAGAUAUGGGUGGCAAUGAAAUAAUCAAUUUAGGAAGUCCUGACAAACCAAAUGAUGCAGUUUCAAGGAGAUUUGUUUAUAGAAAAGUUCAAGAUUUAGUUUCAAAUUAUAACCUUGGAUCUAUCAAAGAAAUACAGAAGUUACUACAAACUGAACGCGAUAAUAUCGAACAACUAAAAAAAGACCUUGAUCAGAAUUCGCGUACAAUAAUUGAUUUACAUAUCAAAAUUGGUGAUGAAAUAUCAAAAAUAUCAAAAGCACUCGACGAAUCAGAUGAACACACCAAACAAGAAUUAGCUAAAAACAUUAGUAUUGUUCAAGAACAGAUAAAAGAAUUAACGGAAAAUAUGAUUAAACACGAUGAAUUGAAAAAGAGUAUUACCGAAGCUGAAAACAAAUUAAAGAAUAUGUAUAAAUUAGAAAUCAGGACAGAAAUAAACAACCUUAAUGAUGCAACAGCGAAAAGAAAUAAAGACCUAUUGGAUAACUUUUUAAGUAAAUUUGCUGAAUACAAAGCCGAGCUAGAAAAGUCUGCUUCUACAAGAAGUGAUGGUCAAGAUUUUAAACUAGAUGAUCUUAAAAAGACCAUGGAACAUUUUAAAAGCCAACUUCAAAAUGUAGUUGAUAGUGUUGAUAAGCGCCAUAGUGAAAAUUAUAAAUCACUGUUUGAUUUAACAAAAAUCUUGGAAGACAAUAUUAAUAAUUUGGACACUAAAAUUACGGAAAUUGAAAAAAAUAUAAAUUCUUUGGGAGAGUCUCUGGGUGAAAUAAAAACAGACACAACAAAGAGACUCGAUGAUCUAGAUGUUGUUACUACAAAGAGACUCGAUGAUCUAGCUGAAGUGAUUCUUAAAUUUAAGAAAGGAUAUAAAAAGUUAGAAAAAAGAAUUACAACAGUAAGCCGUGAAGUGUUUCUUUUUGGAUAUUAUAAUAACAAACAACUGCAUGCGAGUAUGGAUUAUAUAAAUAUCGGGGGUGACAUGAUGGAAGUUUAUGAUUUUAAAGAUAAACAAUUAGCAAGAACUAUAGAGGGCAGUAAAAAUUUCUUCAUAAUGUUCGGAAUAAUAGCUAGCAGGAUUAUAGAUUACAAAAAUUUCAUAGCAUUAAAUCCCGAUAAUAAAUCAGAAGACAUACUUGAAAUUUUAGAGGACGGAGAGGUAGCUAUGGUAAAGGCCAGGGGUGAAUAUAAAAAAACUGUUAGAAAAAAGAAAUUCCUUUAUGACAAAGAUCAGUCUAAAAAACUUGAAAAUGAACGUAUUUUGAAUGCUAAAGCAUACUGGAAGAUGCUCAGAGGUUACUUUCCGGAACAAUGGACCGAAGGCUUUAUAGUACCGCUUCAUAAAAAGGGUGACAUUAAUGACCCAAGUAACUAUAGAGGAAUUACUUUACUAAGUUCUUUUGAUGAUAUCGUUAUUCUAUCUGAAACAGAAGAAGGCUUACAUAAAGGUUUAUUGUUAUUGGAGAAUUAUUGUGAUAAGUGGAGAUUAACUAGAGUUACAG
Messenger RNA from Ruditapes philippinarum (Manila clam), 1675 nucleotides. RefSeq names its product myosin-8-like. The transcript has 5 exons. The record is from RefSeq and is a predicted model, not a curated record. The annotation marks the transcript as partial. Lineage: Eukaryota; Metazoa; Mollusca; Bivalvia; Venerida; Veneridae.